Messenger RNA from Nematolebias whitei (Rio pearlfish), 1055 nucleotides. RefSeq names its product glutaredoxin domain-containing cysteine-rich protein 2. The record is from RefSeq and is a predicted model, not a curated record. Gene Ontology annotation, biological process: sensory perception of sound. The transcript has 5 exons. NCBI's taxonomy places the organism in Eukaryota, Metazoa, Chordata, Actinopteri, Cyprinodontiformes, Rivulidae. The coding region runs from base 231 to 983 and encodes 250 amino acids.
AGGACACUCAAAGCUAUUCGUUUCUAUCUUUAAUAUCCACCCACUCCUCACAUCCAGUGUUUCAGUUGUGCCUUAUCAACAAGCUGAAAGUCAAUCCAGUUUUUAAUCCAGCUGAACAUUCGUUCCUAACCCCAGGCUCCACAGUGUCCAGCUAAUGUCAUUUUGCUUCAGGUGAAGAGCUUCAGGGAUGGUCUAAUACUUUCUCUGCAUCCAUUCUUCACUCAUCCACCAUGGAGGAACUCCAAAGGAAACUGAACCAGCGCUAUGAAGGCACCAAGCCCAGAAAAGUGAGAUUUAAGCUGGCAUCAUCCUACAGUGGUCGCGUGUUAAAGCACGUGUAUGAGGACGGCCAGGAGCUGGACAGUCCAGAGGAGAAAUACCCUCACAGCUUCGUCCACAGGAAAAUCCCACCCAGCCACCUUGAGAUGGAGCAGCUUUGCAGCUUUGAAGACACACAUGAAGACCAACAAGAAUACGACCCUCCAACAGGGCUCAUUGCCCAAAGAAUAAACGUAUACAGAGGAAUGAGAAACUACAAACCUACAGCUGGUAUGACCGAUGGAGCAGAAGGAGACGGACAGUCCCAAGUGUUAGACUUUGGCAAAAUAAUUAUCUACACCAGCAACCUGCGCAUCAUAAGAGCACCGCCGAAGAAGCCCGAAAUGUUGCGACAACACUCGGUGCCCCCGCUGGACCUGGAGGAAUACCCAAAGGCCAAGGACAGAGGGAGCAGGAGGAGGGAUAAAGCUCUUCACAUGCAGGAGGGGGUGGAAAAGGAUGAGAAACCUGUCAGGGACACAGAUACCAAGGAGGCCGGCAGCUGCCAGCAUUGUGGUGGUUCGGGCUGCGCUCCCUGCUCUCUGUGUCAUGGCAGCAAGCUGUCCAUGCUGGCGAACCGCUUCAAUGAGUCCAUCAGCGAUCUGCGUUGCCAAGCCUGCUACCCUCAUGGUCUGGAGAAGUGCCAGUCCUGCUCCAGUAAAUAGCACCAUUUGGCUGCCACCCAUAUCUGGCAAAGAGAGAGUCCGUGAGUGUGUGGCCGAUGUACUAUAGGGAUG